UCGGGGCGUGGCUAUAGGUUUGGUGUUUAGCGUGGGCUGAUCGGUGAUUGUGGUACCCCGCAGGAGACGCCAUGUCUGUCCCGGCUGAGAGAGCGUAUUACCGGUUUCUGGUGCUUUUCUUUAACUGCCUGCUGACGUUCGGCUCUUACUUCUGCUUCGAUAUUCCCAGCGUUCUGCAGGAGCAGUUCCAGGGGAACCUGACCUGCAGCAAUGGAAGCCACCCCGAUGAGACGCACGUUAACGGCAGCACGGACUGUGUGGAGGGUCUCGGCAUGAGCCCGGAGCAGUACAACUUGCUGUACGCCAUCUACGCCUGGACGAACGCCCUGGUGGUGAUAAUGGCCGGCUUCCUGAUCGAUAAACUCGGGAACCGAUUUGGUCUGUUCCUCUUUUCAUUCUUGACCCUCCUGGGCUCGUCCAUUUUUGCGCUGGGAUCCCACUUCAAAGGGACGCCGUAUCUCCUGCCUCUUAUGCUGACCGGACGUCUGUUAUUCGGCUCUGGAAACGGCUCCCUGACAAUCGUACAGAACCGGAUCACAGCCUUCUGGUUUAAGGGCAAGGAGUUGGCGCUGGCGUUCGGUCUGACCCUCUCUUUCUCUCGGCUCGGCAGCGUCUUGAACUUCUUCCUGACUCAGCGGUUUGAGAGUAAUUAUGGAAUCCAGUGGACGCUGUGGGGAGGCACCUUGCUUUGCGUACUGGGCUUUCUCUCCGCCAUUACGGUCAGCGGGCUGGAUAAGAUGGGAAUGAAACAGUUGGGUUUGGAUGGAGCCAUCCAGGAAGAGUCUAAGAAAGUGCGAGUACAAGAUAUACGGCGCUUGCCCCUGCGCUACUGGCUGCUGGUACUCACCAUCAUGUUCUUCUACAAUGGGGUCUUCCCCUUUGUGGCAGAUGCCAGUAAAUUCAUCCAGGAUAAAUACGACGGUUAUGACCAGCAGACGGCCGCGUACAUUGCCGGGGCGGUCUAUGACAGCUCGUUGGUUCUAUCUGCAGCCGUCGGAAUAUUAAUUGACUAUGUAGGACUGAGAGGGGUGCUGGCCGUCCUCUGCGCUGUCCUGACGCUUCCUGUAUUUGCCCUCCUGGCUUUUACCUUCGUCCCUCCGCUGGUGUCCACGCUGUGGCUCGGAGUCACAUACUCCUUCGCUGCGGCAAGCAUGUGGCCCUCUAUUCCCCUCGUGGUCCCCCAAGCCACGUUGGGGACGGCUAUGGGACUCGCAACCUCUGUGCAAAUGAUCGGGAUUGGAAUUUCAAACCUGAUUGUCGGCAGGAUCCUCGGUACUAAAUCCAGCGAGGCUAAGAUCCCCUUGUGGCGCUGGCAGCAGAUGAUGAUCUUCAUGCUGGCAAACACCGUCGCCUGUAUCGGAACCUCCGUGACCCUGAAUAUAGUGGAUAAGAAACAGGGAGGAACACUAAACAGAACGAGCAAACGGAGGCCAGCCCCAGAACCCAGCGAAGAAGCAGACAGGACUCCCAUACUAAACGAGGACGACGGGCAGAUAAAUUAAUGUGUAACGCGCUGCGGCGGAUGUGAAUCUCUUUAACAAUGCGUGAUACGGGUUAUACCUCAAACAGUUCUCCGGCGGCCCUACUAACACUAUCUCCAUUAAGGGGGGGGGGGUCGCCUUUUGCUACGUUGACACAGACCGAUGACUGGUUUUACAUUUUAAAAGGGAAAGGUCUGCAGGUUCUAGUUAUUAAAAAAAAACUUUUUAAACAAAAGCUAUAUAGACAUAAAAGCCACAUCCUUGUUAAAUACAUUUAUGCAGCUGCCACAUUUUAUUCUUUCUUUAUGUUUUGAUACACAGAAGCUUCUUGUGCUGCAUCGACACUAACGUACAACGGGAGCUUGGAAUAAAUCGCACCAGAAAGCAAAAAAUAACUUACACCGGUCCUCGGAACAAAAGUAUUUUACCAUCGAUGGUCCCAGUAAUUGGGACCGUUAAGGUUAAAAUGAUUGUUUUGCGUUGUAGGAAGGGCGUUACGGGCGAGGUUCUUGCGCUUUGAGGCAUUAUCGAGGAGUAUGUGUGUCAGUUUAGAAAUUAAAUGAAAAAAUGGCAGCGCCAAAAAGGGAAAACUCGCAGCUACAAGUACUUUAAAUGUAUUGUCUUCCAAAACCCUCUGAGGUGUGGCAGAUGACCCCUCCUUUAAUAUUUUUGUAUACAAUUUCUGAAGGGUUUCAAUCCUUCGAAGGCCGAACUUACCUGAUCUGUGUUUUUAUACAACUGCUUUAGAAUAAACGAAUCAAAAGGG
Spea bombifrons (plains spadefoot toad) is the source of this 2247-nucleotide messenger RNA. RefSeq names its product major facilitator superfamily domain-containing protein 1-like. The record is from RefSeq and is a predicted model, not a curated record. Gene Ontology annotation, molecular function: transmembrane transporter activity. The coding region runs from base 72 to 1502 and encodes 476 amino acids. The transcript is spliced from 14 exons. Gene Ontology annotation, biological process: transmembrane transport. Lineage: Eukaryota; Metazoa; Chordata; Amphibia; Anura; Pelobatidae.